AUGGAAUCACAUAGCAGAGACUCCAGUGAUGUGUCUGGAGGCACGAGCCACUACUCUGUCUCUAGAUCCUCCGGACAUGUGCAAUCUCAUUCCAAGGCCUCGUCGACCAAAUCAGCACAUGAUGCUUUUUCGUUCCGUUCACGGUCUCCCGUUGCAGCAGUUGAAAAAGAGUUUCAACAAGUAGGUUCCUCUUUGGGAGCAGCCAGUUCCUCGAGUCUUCGAAGCGGAGGCCGCCCGGUUAUGGCUACCCCUGAGUUCAAUACUCCCCCUAGGAGUGCAGACUCGGACUACUCAACCCCCUCGCAGGCUGAGUCUCACACUGGCUCGCAGUCUUCGGACUUUGCCCACUUUCAAAAACCUCGGAUGAACAUUGUAAAUGCUCCUCCCGGAACAAGAGCAUCAAUGAUGUCCCACUACUCUGGUGUCAUUCAGGAUGCUGACACAGACACGAUCAGGUAUGUGGUGGACCCAGCGAACGCCGAAAAAGGCACGGUUGUCCCCUCUUUUGUGACGACCAGAAAGACUAGUAUGGCUGGUGUUUCCGAUAUCAGUAUCCAUUCCGCAGAGACAGAAAAUACUGCGCAGGCUAAUCCCAGACUUUCGAUGAUCAGCUCGCAUACCGACAGAGGAUACGAGUCGCCAGUGGUGGACACGGAACCGCUAAUGCUGGAAACGGUUCAGGUUGAAACUGGAGAAGUUCCCAGACCCCCUGAUCGUACGCAACUGACGAAUUUGGAGAUCGCCAUACCAGCCAGAUCGGCAAAAAGGCCCCAGAGCAUUGCGUCACCAGUGUUGGGUCCCGAGAAGACUUUAUCGAGUUCGCCGGUGAGGCCAUUGCCCUCUAUCCCUGUGCACCAGCAAGAGGUGUCCGGUGACUUGCUCAGAAGAUUGUCAAUGAUUUCUGUUGAUCACGAUGACAAGCCUAAGCCAACCUUAUCUAAUUUGGAUACGCCUACUGAACCAUUGAGCAGACAUGUCUUGAGGUCGCAUUCUCGCCAAUCGUCUGCAUAUGCAAGCAACAGCUGGGCUCCUCCCCAACUCCAACGUCCAAUCACAGACUCGGCCUCGACUUUCGAUAACGACAACCAAUCGUAUCAUACUGCAGAGUUGGCAAUAUCUGAGACCCACGACAGUCCAACGACACCUAAGUACGGGGACCAAGGAUCGGUUUCCAGCGGAACUUCCCAUGGCACCUCAAGAGAGCCAGUCACGCCGAAGAUGUCUGGUGACGAAUACGAAGACAUUGAUGUUACUCAGACGGCAGGAAUUGCUGCUGAGGAUCCUCCAAGUACCAAGUCAAAGAGAACAAAGAGGAAGAAGACGCGUGGAAGCAGCUCCAGUAGACCCAAUUCGUUCUCCUAUGAUACGCUUGCUCGUCUACUGAGUGCUACCGAUGGCAUAGUGAUAGGCCAGGAAUUUGCCCAUUUGAGCCUUCCCAACCACGAAAAGUUCCUGCUGGAGCAGGUGGUGGAUUCUCUAGGAAGAUUGAGCGCAGGUAUGUUCAUCAACCCUUCCAGAUAUGAUCAGGGCUGUAAGAGACUGCAGAGAGUGCUCGAUGUGCUAGAGGGUUUCGAAGAUAACUACUGA
This is a messenger RNA of Kuraishia capsulata CBS 1993, 1587 nucleotides long. RefSeq lists its product as uncharacterized. NCBI's taxonomy places the organism in Eukaryota, Fungi, Ascomycota, Pichiomycetes, Pichiales, Pichiaceae. The coding region runs from base 1 to 1587 and encodes 528 amino acids. The record is from RefSeq and is a predicted model, not a curated record. The transcript has a single exon.